This is a messenger RNA of Phytophthora megakarya, 954 nucleotides long. NCBI's taxonomy places the organism in Eukaryota, Oomycota, Peronosporomycetes, Peronosporales, Peronosporaceae. The record is from the annotation of a GenBank genome assembly.
AUGGUGAAUGUGUAUACUACCAUGAAGAAAGUGAUCUAUGUCGACGGUCAAAUGGCGGUACUGCCAGAAGUGCCCGUGACAACAGAAGAUGUGAAGAUCGAGGGCAUGCAGCUAUGUGGAUCUGAUAACCAGACCUCAGAAGAGAUUGAUCGACUUCGCCAAAAGAUCUGGAAGUUCCGACACCUCUUGAUCGGCAAAGGAAAUGCCCUUCCGCCGGCGUCCAGAGGAGUCGCCAUCGCCCGGAAGUGUCGUAAGCUGCGGAUCCAGUUCAGGGAGAAGCUGGCAGACCUGAUCAAGGGUUUGUUAUCUGCCAAGAUGAUCAAUUACUCUAGAUCACCGUGGGCUUCCCCAGUCGUGGUGACCAUCAAGAAGAACGGAGUGGAUAUCAGGUUAUGCAUCGAUUACCGAUUGGUUAACAGUCUAACCCAGCUGAUGAUCUACCUAAUGCCCUUGAGCAACGACCUACUUGAAGAUCUGGCGUCAACACUCUGGUACUGUUCUUUGGAUAUGGCGAGUGGAUUCUGGGUAGUGAAAAUGACGGAUCGUGCUCGUUUGAUCUCGGCUUUUAUCACUCCUUUUGGGUUAUUUGAGUGGAAUCGAAAGCCUUUCAGCUUGAAGAAUGCGCCCCAGAUCUAUCAACGUACGAUCGGCAACGCGCUAUGUGGAUUCACCCGGAUCCCAAAAUCUGAAGAUCACGGAAGUACUUUGGAUGUGUUUGAGGACGGGGAACCGGUGGAUUCAGGCAAGCCAUCGGUGCUUGGCCGUAGAUCAUACAUCGACGACAUCCUAAUCCUAGCUAAUAACGGGGAUCAACUAUGUGCUCGAGGGGAAGGUUACCUCGAAGCGUGUGAUAAGUGGAAUUUUCCGAUCAGUGCGGUUAAGAGUUUUUGGGGAAUGCCUAAGGUGGAAUAUCUCGACCAUAAAGUAUCUCACAAUGGACUGGAGGCAAAGUAA